Centruroides sculpturatus (bark scorpion) is the source of this 1378-nucleotide messenger RNA. RefSeq lists its product as uncharacterized. Bases 234 to 1043 code for a protein of 269 amino acids. The record is from RefSeq and is a predicted model, not a curated record. Gene Ontology annotation, cellular component: nucleus. The transcript is spliced from 3 exons. Lineage: Eukaryota; Metazoa; Arthropoda; Arachnida; Scorpiones; Buthidae.
AAACAAUUUUUAUAUAUUGUUUAGAAAUAAGAUAGAAAUCGGUCUUGAAUUAGUUUCUUAGAUCCCGCGAUUCACGAAAGUGUCGUUAAUUACAACGUCGUAUUUUUGCGACGUCGUUAAUUACAACAAAUUUACGAAACAUCUCGUCGUAAUCCCGAUUUACGACAAAAUAUCAAUGGUCUGAUUUCGAGAGUAUACUUUUUCGUCUAAUAGGAAUAUUCCGGAAGUUCUAAAUGGCGCACGUUAUCUCCGACGCGAGUUCCGGAGACAAAAUGGAAGAAAGAAAAAGAAGGCGUAAUUUUAGUUCUUUCGAGAUACAGGCGCUGAUAGAUGGAGUAGAAAAAAGAAAAAAAAUAAUAGAAGGGAGGAUAGAUGAAACUAUUACUUCUCGUGCAAAAUAUAAUUGUUGGAGAUUAAUUUGUGAAGAAGUGAAUAGUGUUAGUGAUGUACGUAGAAGCGUAGAGGAAAUUCGACGUAAAUGGAGAGAUUACAAAAGCAUCUCAAAGAGAAAAGGAUGCUGGAAAAGAAUGAAAUUAGAAGCAAAAAAGAAUUUAAUUAAUAAUCAUCAAAUUAUUAAAUCGGCCGAUGAUAGUGCAUCAUCAGAAUUGUCAAAUGAACCAAGCAAGAGUAUUAUAGAAAUUGUAGAAGGAAGUAUUCAGUCUGUACAGAAUCCUAAUAAUCAACCUACGGUUUCUAUACCUGAUUUUGAAUUUCAAUACAAACAAGCAAAUGAAAAUUGCCAGCCAAAUAAUACACCAGUAACUGUAAAAUCUUAUGAAGAACCUUGUAAGAAACCAUUUUCCAGAGUUAAUGUUCUAUCACAAUCCCUACCUAAGAAUUGCUUGGGACAACAAACUACAGAACAAAAUAUAAACAACCUGGAAAGGAGAGCUAAUAUUAAAAGGAAAAUGAGAAAAGCUAUCUUGGAAGAAUUACUUGCUACAGAAAAACUUAAGAGAGAAAACGAAAGGCUGCGAAAAUGGAUACUUACAAAGGAGUGUGAGGAAAAAGGAUAUGGAUUACCACCACCUGAUUUUAAUUAAAAUAGUAUAAUGAGAAAUAAAUGUAAUUUUUCACAUUUAUUACAAAGUGAUUUGUUAAUUGAUAGAUAAAUAAGUGACCAUCUCAAUAUCAAGAAAUAGUAAUUGCAAUCCAUUUAAUAAAUGUCUAACAUUUAUAUCUUGUAAUUAUUAUGAUUUAAUUUUGUCUGAAUAAACCUCACCAUCAACCCAGCAGAACAGAAGCAAAUGAUUUGUGUGAUCUAGUCUGAUAAAUGAACUUUGAAAAUUCAUCUUUAUCAUGUUUUAAACAGAUUAUUCAUACUUCGAUAUUCCCACAAACAAAGAAAAUUUAUCAAUUUUAUUGAUUUUUAUUGUUU